Molecule: messenger RNA, 2241 nt
Organism: Plenodomus lingam JN3
Lineage: Eukaryota; Fungi; Ascomycota; Dothideomycetes; Pleosporales; Leptosphaeriaceae
Source: RefSeq, a predicted model, not a curated record
AUGAGUUUGGAACAGCACGUAUAUGGAUCGACGGACUGGCAUCUCCCAAGUCCCUCCUCCACCCCAAAGUCGGCCACUUUUCCAGAAGCAAAUCUCAAGACGCCCAAGACAGAGUCGGUUCCUCACUCGCAUUUCCUCGACGCCUGGGCAACGCCACGAGUCUACGAACAGCAGACGCCAAUCCAAACCCCAUCCUUCACCCUCUCGACGCCCACAGACCGGCCACCCAGCGCAGUGAGCCCCACGCUCCAAACACCCGAGGACCCUGACUUCCAUGUCAACCACUUCGCCCCACAGAACCUGCCUCUGCCGCCUGUCGAGCUCGCUCGAAGACUGUCGUCCUCUCCAGACCCGCAUCAGCUGAAGAAACUUGGUGGAGCCAACCCGUUGGACAGUCGCUCGGCACAUCCUCCCGUCAGCAUGGACUUCUCACAGAUGCAAACCCCUCCUCCUACGAGAGAUGCCACGUCUCGAAGAAGCCUCCAGCAAAGUGGUGGUACUGCAUUUGCCACGCCUGCUACGGUCAUCCACCGGACGCCCUACCAGGCGCCCUCGACCGAGGCACUCUUUGACCAGACCCCUUUCGGACUUGUCAACGUACAGUACACGCCCGACAUCAUGGGUUUCCCCAAUAAUAUACCACUCUCAACGCCCUCUAUGCCACAGUCGCGUCUCUUCUGGGAUCAGGCCAAUGAUGUUUCACACAUGGAUGUCGAUUUGCCCUACCAGGAUCCCUUUGGUCCCACCCCACAUAGGCCUGAGCAAGAUCUGCACUGGCAAGCACUCCAAUCGCCUGCUACAGCCCAGAUACAGUCUCAGGCUUUUCAAUCCUUCCAGGGUAUGCCUCCCCAGGGCCAGAUGACUUCUUUUAGUGCAGGCAACAUGGGCGCGGGCCAAAACUCACAAGCAAAUUCAUUCGUCUCGACAUCUGCUGGGGUAGAUCCCAACAUGCUGUUCAGCUUCUCCCACCAAGGGACAAUGACCUCGUUUGGUGACGUGCCACAGCCAGCCCUCAAAAAGGACGCCUCUAGACAGCCAUAUGAGACUCAGACUGAGUCCAUACGUGAUAGGGAGACCGUCAGGAAAGCCAGAAGCCAGCACUCUCGUAGUAACACAAGCUCCUCUGCGGGUUCUGUAGAGAACAUGAGGCCGGGAUUGCAGCGUAGCAACACGGACAGUGGCUUCAGGAAGGACAGAACACUUUCGAUCGAGUCAAGAAUCUCGGCCCCAGCUGCUGCAUCGACCAUACCACGCCGGAUGUCACCUCUUAAGCGGUCGAAUGGCGCGGCACUAAAGUCGAUACCAGAGACUCGAAGACCGCGGACACGCCUCAUCAUCGAUGAGACUGGCCGAGCACGAACAGAGACAGAGACAGUAGAUGAGGAAGAUACACCAAAACCAAUGAGGAGGCCAUCACAGACCGUAAUUAGAAGGCAGUAUCCUGGACUAUGGGAGGAGGGCGAAAGUGAGUCUGAGGACGACGAACCGGCACCCAUGAUCAGUCGCAACACAUCCCUCAAUGUACCGCAACCACAGCGACGUGCUUCAAAGCAUGCGAGGGCUGACAGCGGUAACUUGGACCGAGCAAACUCGUUCAAGAUCCCUCGGCCAUCUUCGAGAACAUCAACUGGGGCUUUUGAUAAAGCUUCUUUUGAAGUUGCUCGUCCUACUCGAAGACCUAUUGAAAGACCGACUCGAAGCUUGAGCAUGAUGGAGUUUCCAAAGCCUGUCGAUCAUUUCAACAUCAAGGAGAGCAUCAAUAACUCACCGCCAGACUCUCCCGGUGAUGCUUUAGGCGCGCUCAAGAAGGUAGUCGCUGGGCGUCAGCAAAGAGUUGAGCGGGCAUCCCACAAUACCCUGAAAGCACACAACCAGCGUUGGGCACAGGCUUCAGCCGAUGUAAACUACUCCCCACAUGGCUACGGUCCAUACGAUCCAUUUUCCAACUCCUUCAACGGCUCACCUCAUAUAAAUACGCCAUCGACUGAUCGCAGCAGUCUGUCGAAUGAAGCUACACGUUGUGUUUGCAAUGGUGUCGACGAAGGACAGUCCAUGGUUCAAUGCGAGUCUUGUACUAAAUGGUUGCAUAUGAGCUGUCUUGGGCUUACCGCCAAUAGCCUGCCUCCUGUAUAUGUCUGCGUCUUCUGCACAGGCUCAACGCCCGUCGCCAGAGGAGGACGGAUUAGAGGGCCAAUGCCAUUCGACUCGCCACUCAACCACAAGACUCUAUUUCGUCGAUGA